AUGAUUUCUCUUUCCUAUGUCCUCACAGGGCUCACCCUUGUUACAUCAGCAAUUUCAGUGUCUGAGAAUCAACCCUUCGACGAAGCUCCCAAUAACCAGACUCUCAGUAUCCCAAAACGUUUUAUUGUUGAAUUCAAUGAGAAUGUCAAUGCUGCUGAUGCCGCUAAUGAGCUGGCGAGAGUCAGCGGUAAGAAAGUUGUCAAAGUCUAUGAUAGCGACGUCUUUAGGGGAUGUUCCUUAGAGUCAGACGAAGACAACUCAGACUCUCUCCAGUCCCUCAACCCUGUUAGCCAAGUAUGGCCAUCCAGGAAGUAUCAAUUAGCGCCAAUCACCCCUUCCGUCGUUUUAACGGACGAGGCUAUCAUUACGAAUUACUCAAUCCAUGCCAUGACUGGCGUGGACAAAAUUCACGGUGCCGGGAUCACAGGGAAAGGCGCACAGGUUGCAAUCGUCGAUACGGGCAUCUCCUAUGAUCACCCAACCCUCGGAGGCGGAUUCGGUAGUGGCUUCAAGGUCGCUGGUGGAUACGAUCUCGUCGGAGAUGGAACAUGGCCAGCAGCUGGGGAGAAAGAGCCAGAUGAUGAUCCAUUGGAUCAGCAAGGUCACGGCACGCAUGUCGCCGGUAUUGUAGCUGGUAAAUCUGACCAGUUCACUGGUGUCGCCCCUGACGCUACGCUCUAUUCAUACAAGGUUUUCAGCACCAUUGAUGGCACAGACGAGGACACUCUCAUUGAUGCUUUCAUAAGAGCCUACGAUGACGGCGCGGACAUCAUUACCUGUUCUAUCGGUGCAGUUAAUGGAUACACAGACGGGCCAUGGGCUCUCGUGGGCAACCGACUUGUCGAACGCGGUGUCUUAAUCACCAUAUCUGCUGGUAACUCAGGAAGUAUCGGGGCAUUCGCAGCAAACAGCGGUGCAGCUGCUCCCAACGUCCUCGCAGUCGCCUCAGCAGAGCCACUCACUAUCGCAGUCCCAACCUUCAACAUCACAUAUAUCGAUGGAGCAGCCGCAAACUCAAGUUGGAUUCCCUAUAGUGCCGUAGAGCCAUGGGACCAGUCGCAGGUUAAGAACUGGCCGAUCUACCCUUUAAGCCUAGAGCCAUUGGAAAAUGAUGCAUGCUCACCACUCCCGGAAAAUACGCCCGAUCUAGGAGGAAAGGUCGUCCUAGUUCGCCGGGGCGGUUGCGCUUUUGCUGAUAAGCAGAUCAGUCUGUUACCCUUCAACGCUUCUCAUAUUCUGUUCUACAGUAACGAUCAACCCCUGACCUCCCCUUCAACCCCAAUCUGGGACAGUGUCGUCGGGAUGAUAUCUGCAGAAAAUGGGAAGGCAAUCAUAGAUACUAUCAAGGCCGGUGGCAACGUAACGGCCGACUUCUCACACCGUGCUGAUCUGCACUACGCCGGCAUGGAGAAUACUGACCUGCCUGGUCUCGCGAGCUCCUUUACCUCGAUAGGCCCUACCAACGAACUUUUCAUCAAAUCAGACAUCACUGCCCCUGGUGGCCGGAUUCUGUCAACGUAUCUCAAUGGCGGUUUUGCUAUAUUAAGCGGCACCUCAAUGGCGUGCCCAUAUGCUGCUGGUGUUGCUGCUCUCUAUGUUAGCAAAUACGGCGGCCGCAAGACUCAGGGGCCAAAAUGGGCCAAGUCUCUCGCUAUGCGGAUUAUUGCGUCUGGCGAUGCUAUCCAAUGGGACGACGGUCUCCUAACAGGCAACGUGUACGACUUUUUCGCGCCUGUUGCGCAGGUCGGCACUGGCCUGAUCAACGCGACUAAGAUUCUGGAUUACAAGACGUCGCUGUCCUUUGCCAAGUUUGCUCUCAACGAUACGCACCAUUUCAGCCGUUACCAUAACGUUGAAAUAACCAAUAACGGCAAUUCACCUGUGACAUACACGUUUACACAGCAGGCUUUCGGCGGCAUGAACACGAUAGAUACUGACCCAAGUCGCUGGGGCAACCCUCAAGUUGCGUGGCAUGAGUAUCUUAUGGUCGACCCUCAAAGUUUGACGCCGCGCGUUUCCUUUCCAGGAGGGACUUUCACCGUCCAGCCAGGUGAAACCAAGAAAGCCGAGUUUUCGUUCAUGUAUCCCGAAGUAACCGAUCGGUCCAAGCUUCCGGUUUACAGCGGUAAGGUUCUCAUAAAAGGAGACAAUAACGAAGAAUUGGGCAUCCCGUAUCUGGGGCUCAGCGCCGACUUACACAAGGAUAUUACCAGCAUCUUUUCUUAUGGAAUGGGCUUCCCGACGAUGACUUCCGGUGCUGCCAACACUCCCAUUAAAGAAAAGGCUACUUUCAGCUUUGACCUCUCGCUCGAAGCUCAAGAUUACGUGAAAGCAUACGCCCGUCUUCAACAUGGAACGCGCCAGCUCAGAUGGGACAUCUUUGAAGAUUCGUGGACUGAGCGUGAAUGGAAGUACCCUCCCGUUGUCGGUGAGGCCAAGUACGUUGGUUCUGCAACCAGCUGGGUCAAUUCAGCCAGGGGCGUGGCUUUCGACCCUUCCAAGGACGAUGCGAGUCAGGUGAUCGCACUGCCGGCCAAGGACGUCGCGAGAAGCCAGACUGGGUACCGUGGAGAGGAUCUCUGGUGGGUCGGGACGCUCGCCAACGGGACGCAGAUCGCGCCGGGGAAGUACAAGAUGAGAUUUGCCGCGCUGGUGCCGUUUGGCAAUCCUUUUGCAGCGGACAACUGGGAUGUAUUUGACACGCCCACGUUUGAAGUCACAUCUCACAAGAACUAA
Messenger RNA from Clonostachys rhizophaga, 2736 nucleotides. NCBI's taxonomy places the organism in Eukaryota, Fungi, Ascomycota, Sordariomycetes, Hypocreales, Bionectriaceae. The record is from the annotation of a GenBank genome assembly.